This is a messenger RNA of Carassius auratus (goldfish), 4888 nucleotides long. Its product is annotated as ran-binding protein 3-like. Lineage: Eukaryota; Metazoa; Chordata; Actinopteri; Cypriniformes; Cyprinidae. Gene Ontology annotation, biological process: protein export from nucleus. Bases 166 to 1710 code for a protein of 514 amino acids. The transcript has 20 exons. The record is from RefSeq and is a predicted model, not a curated record.
AUAGGACGCAGAGGAUUAUGGGUAAACACUAACGUAAGGAGGAUGGCGGAGGUGACAGAUGAGGUGAGCUGUAGACUGCUAUGACCGGAGCAUUGAAUCAUAUUUUCUCUCUGAUGGUUGGAAACAGAAGAUCUUGACUUCAUCCUGCGGAGGAUCAGAAGCAGCAUGGCGGAUGAGAACGAGAAACCUGCUGUUGCUCCUCCAGUGUUUGUGUUUCAGAAAGAUAAAACCCAAAAGAGGUCAGCAGAGGGAUCCAGCACAGAGGAUGGAGAGGACUCUGAUACAGCAGAUGGCAAUUACAGCCCUGCAGCCAAAAGAGGAAGAACAUCACCAUUUACACAGUUUCCACCAACUCAUUCCGUUUCUAAGAAUAAUGUUUUCAUGCCAUCCAGUUUCUGCCAGUCACCAACCGAAAACUCAGACUCAGAACCUGAAGAGAAAACUGUGGGGUUUCGCCUGAAACCCCCGACUCUGAUCCAUGGCCAGGCGCCGAGUGCUGGUGUCCCGAGCCCCAAACGCAAAGAAGCCCAGCGCAGCAUCCUGCGACCUCCAAUGCUGCAGCCCCCUCCAACUCGAUCCCCCCCACAGAACAACACGGACGACAGCAGUUCAAACGGAGCGAAGAACCUCUCAGACGGAGGAGCAGGAUGUGAACGUAUCUCAGAGACGUCUGCUGCUGGCACACAAGAUAAUGACGCGUCAACGCAGAAGACAGAAACUCCUAAAGGUUUGGAACAACUGAAGGUAAAGAGCAACAACACUCUUGGACAAAAAACAGAAGACCAAACUGAAGGUGCCCCACUUGAGACCAGUUUUGUGUUUGGACAGAACAUGAGGGAUAGAGCAAAGCUGGGCACCAGCUGUGUCUCAUCCAAAAGUGGUGAUUCAAAGGAAACAAAUUACUUUUUGCAGUAUGUCACUUCCAGUGCACAAAAACCUGACUGCAGCAAUGCCAACAGCGUGAAGUUUGUCUUUGGGCAGAACAUGUCGGAUCGUGUCUUGGCACUGCCAAAACUCAGCACUGAACCUCCAGGGGGCAGCAAAGAGCCUCAGUCAGAGAUGGGCCUGUUCAGUCAGAUUUCGUCCUCACAUGAUCAAACUCUGGAGAAGGGUGACAACAUGAAAGAGUCUCUGGAGGAGUCGGCGGCGCGACACGAAGCACACAAAUCACACAAGUGUUUAUUAGAGCAGGUGGAGGUCAGGACAGGAGAGGAGUCUGAGAGCAAUGUGCUGCAGAUGCAGUGUAAGCUGUUUGUGUUUGAGCUGACGUCUCAGUCAUGGCUGGAGAAAGGAUGUGGAGUGCUCAGGCUCAAUGACAUGGCGUCCACUGACGACGGCACCUUACAGUCCAGACUGGUCAUGCGGACUCAGGGAAGUCUUCGAGUGAUCCUCAACACUAAGCUUUGGUCUCAGAUGCAAGUGGAUAAAGCCAGUGAGAAGAGUCUCAGAAUAACAGCUAUGGACACAGAGGAGCAGGGCGUCAAAGUCUUCCUCAUAUCUUCCAGCUCUAAGGACACUGCGCAGCUCUUUGCAGCCCUGCACCAUCGUAUCCUGGCGCUGCGGAGCAUCAGCGGACAGGAGUGUGACGGCCAGCCAGUUAUCCGCUUCAGCGACGACGACGAGUCCCGCACGCCCCCCACAGCUGCCACCCCUGCUCCAGGUAAUCCAGAGGCAGGUGUGUGUCCAUCCACAGGUGACACACAGUGUUGAGUCUGCUGCUGAUGUUUAUCCCACAAUGCCUCACUGCAGCCCUCUGAUCCCCUCAAAUACUAUGCAGGUGUUUUUUCUCCUUCAGGUGUACUGUAGUCAUGUGUUCAGCUGGUUUUAUUGAUUGCAUUUUAACAGCAAAACAGCUCAUCUUCAGGACUGGACACAUAACACUCUCAAAGUCAUCAUAUUGAUGAGAAUGAGAGGCUCUUAGUGUUUUAGUAAACCGAAUUUCCUUUCUAAAUGUUGUGAUUACUCCAUUCCCUGCUGAGUGUGCACAGAGUAUGCACAGAGUUUGUUGUCUCAUCUCAUCUUCCAUCACGGUUCAGCUCAGUUUCUGCUGUGUUGUUAAAAUCACUUUAGAUCUUUAGAAUGGACUCUCUUUUACUUAAAGGAAAAGUUCAGCUAUAAAUGAACAUUCUGUUGUGACUCUUUUGUAGUUUCAAAGCUGAAAAAAGAAAUAUAUUUUUGAGGAUUCUGGGUUUGGAUGUGUAAACAAUGACAGAGUUUUUUAUUUUUGGGGUGAAAUGUUUCAGCUUUUACAUAUCAUUGCAGUGAGGUUGACCAUUGUACAGACACUUACUGUUAAUUAUUUUCCAGUUUCAUUGCAAUAGUACCUUUUCACACAGUAUAUUUUUAUGAAUAUGUACUGUACAUAGUUUAGGAUCAAAAGUUUUAUAGCAAAAUGUUUUAUUAAGGACAUUAAUAACUAUCAUUACAUGUGUUCUGUAUUGUCUGUACUACCGUAAUACUAUAUACAGUGUUUUUAAUUUAAAUGUUUGUCGUUUCUCUUAUUUAACGGAUAUUUGUUAAAAAAAAUAUAUAGGAAAAUAGUUGGACAGGAUAUUUUACGUUUUGUGAUUGCGCAGCUGUAGAACUGGCCCGUCGGGGUGAAUCUCACAGAAUCUGUCAGGGUUACAUUUCACACUAAAAUAAAACCAUUAAAGGAAUGGUUCAACCAAAAAUUGACUCAAAAUGUAGAUGAGUUUGUUUCUUCAUGGGAACAGAUCUGGAGAAAUGUAGCAUUCAUGUAGCAUUCCAUCACUUGCUCACCAGUAGAUCCUCUGCAGUGAAUGGGUGCCGUCAGAAUGAACGUCCAGACGUGCAGUUUUUUGCUUCACAAUACAUUAACUGAUGGACUGGAGUAGUGUGGAUUAUUAUGAUGUUUAUUUCAGCUGUUUGGACUGUUUGGACGGCACCCAUUCACUACUGAGCAUCCUUUGAUGUUUGAGUCAUUUUUAAUGUGUGUAUGAACUUUUCCUUUAAGAGGGUUUGCACUGUGAUCUUAUUUUUCUACAUAAAAUUCAUCCAACCUUAAUUUUCAGCCUACUUUAGUAUGAAAGAAAUGCAUCCUAAUUAUUGAAAUGAAAAUUUUAUUAAAUUGAAUAAAUCAGGGUAGUAUUUCUGCUUAAUUUUUCAUAAUUUGAUUGAAAGAAAAAAAGCCAUUUUGCCUAGACAGGAUGUUUUUACUCCAUCUUAUGUCAUAAUUGUCAAUCCAUCAAAAUAUUAUUAAAAUAAUGCCACAAUACUAAACAUAUCAGCAGAAUUAAAUUAGGCUUAAUCUAUAUAAUGUUGUAUAUACAAUUCGAUAAUAUUACAGUAAUUUGAAUAAAUAAUUAUUUUAAACAAAAGUUCAUUUGAAUUUUAAGUGAAAUAUGACUUUCUUUUUGAGAGAGAAUUGCGUUUUUUUUACAGAUUAAAGGGUUUUUAAGAAGCAAAACCUGAUUCAUCAUAAGUUAUAGAAGACUUUUGUUCAGCUAGUGUGGCUCAUUACACAUUAUUGUAACCUAAUUAUUCAUAUUAUAAUAUAAUCACAAAUUAUUGUAAUAUAAUUGAAUACUAAAUUUUAUAUAAUUAAAUAAAAUAUGCAGUUAUAUUACAAUAAUUUUAAUAAAUUAUGUUUUUCUUUUGAUGAAAUGUAACCUACACUAUAUACAUUUAUUUAUUUUUGUGAGAUUUGCCCUUUUAUACAGUUUCUUGAAGAAACAAAAGCUGCUUGAUCUUAAGUUGUAAAGGCAGUUUGUCAGCUAGUGUGGGCCAGAUAUCACUCAUGAGAAACCUGUGACUCUGACCCAGUCCCUCUCUGCUGCCGAAUCUCCUCAGUGCACUGCCAGUGAUAGGUACUCGAGUGUAGCAUAUUCACAAAAUGUGGAAAUAGAGCAUUGACUGUUUCUGUCCACACAUGCAGUUAAAGAGCAGUCUUCAGUUCUUCACAUUUAGUCAUUUUACAAUAGGAUUUUUUAAAAUUAUUAUUCAAUAUUGUUACAAAUAAAACGAGCUAUGUAGAUAUGUAGGUAAAUAUAUUAAAUCAGUCUUUGUUAAAAACUUAGUGAGAUAAAAAAAUAUUUUUUUUUUGUCCUGUUUGCAGAGGAUAUAGUGUUUAUAGCAACUAUAGCACUUAAUAGUUGUUCAUAUUUCAGUUGUACCUGCAUUACAUUGUCGUUUCGCUUCAGAAUGAAGGUGUUUCCAUAGAGUAAGAUGUUUCCCGUCAAUAUGAAAGCACUAGCAGAGCUAAAGGUUUACAAAACAGAUGUUUGCUGAGUGCGAGUUGAUUGCUGUAAAUGUCAGUAAAUGUUUACAUUCAAUGUGUUGCAGCAGAUGUACUGUAGGACACACUACUUCUUGUUUUUUAUGUUCUUUUUUUGGGUUGAUUUGUGUAGACCUCAGAUAGACUGUGAAUGCGCCCGUGCUAUUUCUGGUCCAGACUAGCUCAACUGCACUGGUCUUGUGGUUUAAAUAUACAAUUUAGCUCUGGUGGAAGCUUUUGGAGAUCGUUUAGAAGGGCUAGGCUGCUUCUGGACCAUUGAUUUCAAUGGAAUAAUUGUCUUUUUUGUUCAAAUAUGUAAUGGUGGUAAAAUGUCUAUAUAUAUAUUUGGUCUGUUCUGUUUUCCAUUGACCAUGUGACAAGUUAUAAAACUCUGGAAUAUGCAAAUAAUUUAGAUAUUUCGUUUUUUCCUGUUUUUCAUUUUUAUUCAUUAUUCAUCCAGGAUCUUUUUUUUUCCCACUGGGAAACUAUAUUGUAUUCAUGUUUGCAAUUAAAUUUAUUUAGACCAUUCCACUAUUCCACCUGCACAUGUCUGUUGUUUCUGAAUUCUGAAAUAUGAUUCUGCUUCUAAUUUACAUCAUUCUGUCAAUUGGAAACCGUUGAUUGUUGUUUCAUAAAGUCUCUUCUUCAAUUGUC